GGCGAACGGUCACCGUCCCAUUUGAACCGUCCGACGUCCACCGUCCCCGCCGUCGACGCAACCAGCUGACCAUGGCUGGCCUUCAGCCUUACGUCGACCACCGCGUUCUUCUCAUUCUGCAGGACGGCAGGGCCAUUGUGGGCACGAUGGCGGGGUACGAUCAAAAGUCCAACGUUGUCCUCUCGGACAGCAAGGAGCGAGUGUAUAGUAUUGAGGAGGGUGUCGAAGAGAUCCCGCUGGGGCUGUACCUCGUAAAAGGAGACCAAAUUGUGCUCAUCGGAGAGCUUGACGAAGCGACGGACAAGGCUGUCGACCUCUCAACCAUACGCGCCGAGCCGCUGCCCCCAAUACGAUACUAGCAAUGUCGAUCGACGCGCCAUCACAUCCAAUCGCGAUGCCCUAUGCUUAUGUCUCCGUUUUACGCCAUGAGUCGCAUGCCGGCGAGCUGUCGCCAAUAUCAGUAGGACCACGCCACUGGCAUCUUAAUGGCCACCUCUCCGCACGAACGCAGUCCUUCCCAGGAACGCCGACUUGUCGAAGACUUGGAGAGGGGUCACGACGUUGGGAAGGGAUGAGGCGGAGGAACGAAGUGUUGGACAGGGACGCUCAGAGGGGCCAGGCAAGGUAGUGCCACGAAUUUUGCGCUGCUAAAUGCAUGUAAGGAAUCGAAACUUGGUCAGCAUAACUAUCGCGGUAUGCAAUACGUCCCCUACCCCGUGAUUGAACCCAGC
Dichomitus squalens LYAD-421 SS1 is the source of this 731-nucleotide messenger RNA. RefSeq names its product Sm-like ribonucleo protein. Gene Ontology annotation, cellular component: U6 snRNP; precatalytic spliceosome; U4/U6 x U5 tri-snRNP complex. The transcript is spliced from 4 exons. The record is from RefSeq and is a predicted model, not a curated record. Gene Ontology annotation, molecular function: RNA binding. Gene Ontology annotation, biological process: mRNA splicing, via spliceosome. NCBI's taxonomy places the organism in Eukaryota, Fungi, Basidiomycota, Agaricomycetes, Polyporales, Polyporaceae. The coding region runs from base 72 to 359 and encodes 95 amino acids.